UUUCACCAGCCCUAACCUAACUCAAACUGGCUGCUAAAGACAGGCCUGAAGUACUCUUCCGAGCCCAGAGCGUCAGCCUAGCUGAACGCCCGAGGUCCAACUAUGCACGCACCGUUCGCAGUGCGGACACUAGACUCAGGUCUGACAAACAAUUCUUUACACAUCGACCCCCAUCCGUCGACAAAAAGAAACCAAAACCAACCAAAGUCAUGGUCAAACAACAAAAACGGAAAACCAUCGAAAAAAUCCCGUGCGCGAUCUCAAUCCAAACCCUCUCUAUACCGAUGAAAUACGCCGACACCCAUUCAACCUCCACGCAAAACAGAAUCGAUAGUCACAACAAAACUAAGUCUUCUAAUCCCCCUAAACAGGUCGGCGAGAAGAGGCUGUGUCAAACGACCGGCGGGAAAGAGACGGAGAACAAGCUGCUGGUGCAGAUCAGCGAAGCCGAACAAGUGUCGGACUUUGAAAGGAUUCUUAAUUCUAAUGCAAUAUUGUGUGAGCGCCGCGGACACGUGUGGCGCAGUGUCGCCGCGCCGACGCCUGCCUCAGCCCACCGGCCGCGCUCCUCCUACUCCCUCCGCGCCGUGAGCCAGGCCUACCACUACCUCUUCAGGCAGCACGAGGAGUCCCUCCAGCCGCUCAUCGACCACUACCGGCAGACUCUCGCCGCCGACAACGAAAGCUUAGGGAACUUAGACAACCUUAACGACUUGCAAGAGUUCUACGAGGACGAUCACACCUUAAAGAAGGAGAUCGAAACAGCGACUGACGAAUUCAUCACAGAGGAAAUCCAGGAGGAGCCGCGUGGGAAGCGCGGAAACUUCAAUGUUAACUUGGCCGGUCUUAUCGACCUUCGCGUGACUGGAGAAGCUUGCUCGCCAGUACCACACGAGACCGAUCCGUCGCCGGACGUAGACCGGCCCGGGACCGACGACGAGGAGGAAUGGCUCGCACCGAGCAUGAGCGCGCCCGAUGACCAACAGGAGAAUCGCGACUCCGUCGACUGUCUCGCACAGAACUUGAACGGCGUGAAGCUGAGCGAUGCGAAUGUUCCGACGAUAACCUUCAGCAGUUGUUCAGACGGUGGUAGAAGCGAGCUGCCGAAUAAUAAGGACGUCGUCAUCCAUCUGGCCGUGCCCUCAAUUGAUUGCAUUGAUGAGACGCGCCCGCCGAUGUGA
Messenger RNA from Cydia amplana, 1181 nucleotides. RefSeq lists its product as uncharacterized. Bases 210 to 1181 code for a protein of 323 amino acids. The record is from RefSeq and is a predicted model, not a curated record. The transcript has a single exon. NCBI's taxonomy places the organism in Eukaryota, Metazoa, Arthropoda, Insecta, Lepidoptera, Tortricidae.